Drosophila subobscura is the source of this 598-nucleotide messenger RNA. RefSeq lists its product as uncharacterized. Bases 11 to 571 code for a protein of 186 amino acids. The transcript has 3 exons. NCBI's taxonomy places the organism in Eukaryota, Metazoa, Arthropoda, Insecta, Diptera, Drosophilidae. The record is from RefSeq and is a predicted model, not a curated record.
CGAGCGCGCCAUGCUCUUCGAAACCAUACAAAUCUGGCUGCUGCUCGCACUUUUCCGCGGUGCCGUCGGUGGGAAAAAAUGGGAGUACGAGCCCGUGUCCAUAGCCACCUACAGCACGGAUGAGAGCCAGCUGAAAGUCGAGUCCAAAAUCGAUCGUCUGAAGCGCGGAGAGUUUGGCCUCACGGCCAUUUUGGAGUGGAAAUACGAUACAGACGAGACCACAAUGGUCGAAGCGAGUGCUUACCGCAGCGAUUCUGGGGCGGAGAACGAUUACAAACUGCUGCCGUGGACCAUCCCGAAGCAGCCCUUCUUCGACUAUCUCGACACGUACUACAAGGACGUGAUCAUUAAGAACCUUGGCCACUGCUCGAAUCUGCCGCAGUUCACGGGAAAGUUCCAGCCGCCGUGGCCGAAGCAAACCUACAAGGUCGAUAAAUGCAUCUUCGAUGGCGAGGGGCUUCCGGAAGUAGUUCCGCCUGGUUUCUACAAGAUUAUCUUCAUAACCUCGGGACCCAAUCAGCCUGAAUGGGGUUUCACCUUAGUCCUCAAGGUAACAACCAAAUUAUUUUAGGCAAUUCUUUUUCAAAAAUCUGCGAAU